Molecule: messenger RNA, 767 nt
Organism: Lactuca sativa (garden lettuce)
Lineage: Eukaryota; Viridiplantae; Streptophyta; Magnoliopsida; Asterales; Asteraceae
Product: dirigent protein 22
Source: RefSeq, a predicted model, not a curated record
CUAUAUAAGCAUGAACCUCACCAAGCAUAACUCACCAACUCUUUCAUUCUUCUCAAUCUCUUCCAGUUAAGCUCCAACAAUGGCUACUUCUGUAUCGAAAUCUGUUACAGUUAUCUUUUCUGUUCUUCUUCUAUCUUUCUUUCUCACAGUCGAAUCCCAGAAGUUUUCAAGAAACCUAUCACAACGAUCUUUAGGUUUGAGAAAACAGAAACUGAGCCAUUUUCGUUUCUACUUCCAUGACAUAGUCAGUGGCCCCAAUGCCACCGCCAUCAGGAUUGUUGAAGCUACCAGAACCAACCGCACUGCCGCCACCGGUUUUGGUGACAUCAGCAUGAUCGACAACCCUUUGACCAUCGGCCCUGAACGGAACUCGAGGUUGGUGGGUAGAGCACAAGGGAUGUAUACAUCAGCAAGCAUAAACGAAAUGGGUUUGUUGAUGGUUAUGAACUACGUAUUUGUAGAAGGAAAGUAUAAUGGUAGCACGUUGAGUAUAGUUGGCCGGAAUCCGGUGAUGUCGCCGGUGAGAGAGAUGCCGGUCAUUGGAGGAAGUGGGCUUUUCCGGUUUGCACGUGGAUAUGCAGAAGCAAGCACUCAUACUUUUAACAUGAGCAAUGGUGACGCUGUCGUGGAGUUCAAUGUUUAUGUUUUCCAUUAUUAAAUAUUUGUAUUUUUUGAAAUUUUAUUUUGUAUGUUGUUCAAGUUUUGAUUUUGUUUUCCGGAUUCUGUAUUUUUUGUGAUAAUAAGAUAUAUAUACAAUAUUCUUUUUA